GGGCUUUAAACCGUCACUGCUGGUUUUCAGGUGUUUCACAGGUAAAUCAUCCACCUCUUCCUCCGUCUUCAUCAUGGCUGUGAGAGCCGCCUUUGAGAAAAACAACGAGAUCGGCUGCUUCGCCAAACUGACCAACACGUACUGCCUGGUGGCCAUCGGCGGCUCCGAGAACUUCUACAGUGUGUUUGAAGGGGAGCUGUCAGAAACCAUCCCAGUGGUUCACGCUUCCAUAGCAGGCUGUCGCAUCAUCGGGAGGAUGUGUGUGGGAAAUCGUCACGGCCUCCUGGUUCCCAACAACACGACAGACCAGGAGCUGCAGCACAUCAGAAACUGCCUCCCAGACACCGUGAGGAUCCAGAGAGUCGAGGAGAGGCUGUCCGCGCUCGGUAACGUCGUCGCCUGCAAUGACUACGUCGCGCUGGUCCAUCCCGACCUUGACAGGGAGACAGAGGAGAUCCUGGCGGACACGCUGAAGGUGGAGGUUUUCCGUCAGACGAUAGCGGAGCAGGUCCUGGUCGGCUCGUACUGCGCCUUCAGCAACCAGGGCGGCCUCGUCCACCCGAAGACGUCGAUAGAAGAUCAGGACGAGCUGUCGUCGCUGCUGCAGGUGCCCCUGGUGGCGGGCACGGUGAACCGGGGCAGCGAGGUCAUCGCGGCGGGGAUGGUGGUCAACGACUGGAGCGCGUUCUGCGGCCUGGACACGACCAGCACGGAGCUGUCGGUCAUCGAGAGCGUGUUCAGACUCGGCGACACGGCGCAGCCCUCCGCCAUCGCCACCAGCAUGAGGGACUCGCUGAUCGACAGGUGA
This is a messenger RNA of Neolamprologus brichardi, 808 nucleotides long. NCBI's taxonomy places the organism in Eukaryota, Metazoa, Chordata, Actinopteri, Cichliformes, Cichlidae. The record is from RefSeq and is a predicted model, not a curated record.